ACACGAAAGAAAAUGGCCGCCCAAAACGUUCCUUGCUCAUUUCUGCGAGCCGCCGCUCUUCGGAGGAGUUUUUCCCACAGUCCAGCCGCGGCCGCUUCGGUAACCGCUGAGCAGAUGGCGGAGAAGCUGCGGGAGCAGAAGAAGCCGAAAGUGGCCCCGGAGGUUCCAAAAGACCGAGUACUGAGGCGAGUGCAAGAAUAUGUUCAGCAGACCCGAUGCUUCCAGCAGCUCCAUCCUAACGUCCUAGCCAAGGUUCUCAAACAGGGGGUGCUCUACACGAACGAAGAUAUUGUAGUAAUAAACAAGCCUUAUGGACUUCCUGUCCAUGGUGGCCCUCGGGUGAAGACAUGCAUUACAGAUGUGCUGCCAAUAUUGGCAAAGAUGUUAGGGGGCAUGAAAGCUCAACCUCUGCAUUUAUGUCACCGGCUGGACAAAGAAACUACUGGAGUGAUGGUCCUAGCGAAAGAUGAGAUGAUUGCACACCGGGUCCAAGAGAUGUUUAAAACCCGUCAGGUGGAAAAGAAAUACUG
This is a messenger RNA of Protobothrops mucrosquamatus (brown spotted pit viper), 530 nucleotides long. RefSeq names its product mitochondrial RNA pseudouridine synthase RPUSD4-like. Gene Ontology annotation, biological process: pseudouridine synthesis. The annotation marks the transcript as partial. The record is from RefSeq and is a predicted model, not a curated record. Lineage: Eukaryota; Metazoa; Chordata; Lepidosauria; Squamata; Viperidae. Gene Ontology annotation, molecular function: pseudouridine synthase activity; RNA binding. The transcript is spliced from 3 exons.